Messenger RNA from Colletotrichum acutatum, 504 nucleotides. RefSeq lists its product as uncharacterized. NCBI's taxonomy places the organism in Eukaryota, Fungi, Ascomycota, Sordariomycetes, Glomerellales, Glomerellaceae. The record is from RefSeq and is a predicted model, not a curated record. Bases 1 to 504 code for a protein of 167 amino acids. The transcript has a single exon.
AUGGGCCUCAGACGCAGAAUCUCGGAGAUGGACUUGAGAAUGUCCCCUCCGAAACGCAUGUUCUCCGACCAUUCUCAGACAUCCGAGUACAGCGCUUCUACAGCUAGUGUCAGUAGAAGCCCUACGAAGAAGAGACGAAGUGAAAAGACCAAACCCAAAGACAGCAAGAACCAUUGGGUCAGUCAGCUCAAAGACUGGUUCAGUACUGGCGAGCCGUCCUCUCAAGACUGGAAACAGCUCAAGAAACAAGAGUACCACAAACAUGGGAUCGCGAUGAAUGACCCAGAGGCCAGCGCAAAGCUGCACGCUCCCAUUGGAGCGAUUCCUGAAGAGGCCAUCAGGCCUUCCAGUGGGCCUGAUCCCGAGACGAUCGCCAAGAAGAAGUUUGCCAAUCGAAAGCAAGUUCGUCAAGCCUAUGGCGGCUGUGAGAGAAUCUCAGGCUCUGUUUCUUCUGAGUCUUCGGCGGGUAGCAGGGAGGUCAACCCCAUUGCCCCGUGGGCGUAG